Messenger RNA from Leptomonas pyrrhocoris, 1279 nucleotides. RefSeq lists its product as hypothetical. The record is from RefSeq and is a predicted model, not a curated record. The transcript has a single exon. NCBI's taxonomy places the organism in Eukaryota, Euglenozoa, Kinetoplastea, Trypanosomatida, Trypanosomatidae. The coding region runs from base 140 to 1279 and encodes 379 amino acids.
AGAUUUCGGUUCCGUUUCUUAUUUUAAAUUUCCACUGUUGCUCUGCCGUUUGGCUGCUGUAUUGCUGAUCAGUGUGUCUCGCAACUCGUUCUAUCUUUUCUUUUUAUUUCGUAGCUGCACGACGUACCCCUUCGAGCAGAUGAGCGCUUCGCGGACGCCGGUGCACGCCGGCUCGGGCCACAGCAACAGCAGCAGCGCUGCUACUCCCGCCCCACCGAAGAUGAAAGCCACGGUCCCGCUGACCUCCGUCGACCACGGGCACGUCGCCACUCGCUCCUCCAGCGAUAACCGCCACGCGCCGCAUGCCGCCAGUAGCCGCGGCAACCAGCUGAACUCGCCUUCCAGCCGCAGUAAGCGCGACAGCCCUGCCGGCACGCCGACGCACCACACCAAGAAAACCAACUCCGCGGGUGAACUUGACGAAAACGGCGCCCCUCCGGCUAUGCGACGCAGUGGAGGGGCCGCCGCGGCCGCCGCGGCAGAGAAUAGUAGUGCGGGAGUGAAGGCAUCGGACGCCGCCACCGAGAAGAAAGGGCGACGAGGGAGUUUCAAAGGUACCGCGAAGUGGUUCGAGGGCGACAAGACCAACCGACCCGCCGACAAGGAGCUGAAUAAAGAUGUAGGAACGGUGAGCGACGGGGUGGCCGAUCAGGAGCUCGCGCGGGGGGAGCAGGCGGAGCGGGCGCAGCGGCAGGCGGAACAACUCGCCCAGCGCAUCGCCAACCCGCCGACGGGAUUUCAGGCGGCGCUGCCGCGACUGAACGAGCUGGACGUCACGAACAGCUGGGACAAGCUGCUGCGCAUGAUCCGCAACGAGUACGACAUGUCCUGCCUCACCAACUGUCUUGCACGGGAGCUGGACGAGGACGUCGCGUGGAAUCCAGAGCUGCUGCUCGUGCAGCUCACCUCCGACAUGAUGGAUGCGGCAGACCUGCAGAAGGACAGUGAGGUGUACGUGCCGGUCGACGCCAGCGAUAUCGGUCAAAUGAGGGGUGGCGAGGUGGUGCGGAAGAGGGGGGAGAAGGUGGUGCCUGCGCAGAGUGCUGGCGGUCCGGCACCGGAGGGGGCUGCCGCUGCCGCUGGCACUGCAGGUACGGCGAGCCCCAAGCCGAAACUAGGGUUUACCGCACCCGAUCCUCAAGCGAAGCCCUCUCCGUCGAAGCAGCAGACCCCUGCGGGGCCGAGGGCGGCAGCAGGGACAACCAGCCCACCCCCAAAGAAAGAAGAAAGGCCGGCCGGUCCCAAGAGGAGCGGCAUGAAGACCCUCUUUAAGAAGUGA